Strongylocentrotus purpuratus (purple sea urchin) is the source of this 6702-nucleotide messenger RNA. Its product is annotated as sushi, von Willebrand factor type A, EGF and pentraxin domain-containing protein 1. The transcript is spliced from 27 exons. NCBI's taxonomy places the organism in Eukaryota, Metazoa, Echinodermata, Echinoidea, Camarodonta, Strongylocentrotidae. Gene Ontology annotation, biological process: proteolysis. Gene Ontology annotation, molecular function: serine-type endopeptidase activity; protein binding. The record is from RefSeq and is a predicted model, not a curated record. The coding region runs from base 130 to 5202 and encodes 1690 amino acids.
CCAUAUUCGAGCACCGUUCGGAGCGUGGUCACGCCCAUUCUGUACACUUAGAAAUACGGUUCAUUUCUUUACAAAAGGAACAUGGAAUAUUAGUGUUGGGUCGAUCGAGAGCUAGUAUAUCGACAAGCAAUGGAGGAAAAGAGUUUUCAUUAUUUAGUUCUGUUCACAGGACUGUUUCUUUGCCUGUUACACAGUGACGGGGUAUCAUCGAGCUGCGAUAACAUCAAUCAGAUUGAUUUUGCGGAAAUCACCUAUGAACCGGAGGGUUUAGCACCCCACCCUGACGGGACUGUUGCGAGUAUUGAGUGUGGUGUCUCUUAUCAGAUUCUGCCCACGGCUUUUGAGAGAACAACAUGCACCGAUGGAUCGUGGACAGGACCGUUGCCCCAAUGCAGACAUGUUCGAUCUUGCAUUGUUCCUCCUUAUCCAAGAGAUGGUUGGUGGCAAAAUGCUAAUGAAUAUCCACAAGGAACAAGUGUACCCCACAAUACAAGACUGCAGUUGGGAUGUAACUGGCGAUUCGAUGAGAGACGAAGCAGUGUGAAAUGUAAUGAUGGAGUGUGGUCUGAUAGUGAUGAAGUACAUCGCCUUUGUCGAGGAACUCCAUGCGAAGUGAGGUGGUCCAGUGAUGUGGCGUUGAACAUAACAUACGAUCCACCCGUCUCUAAUGAAGAUCGGCUCAACCACCUUAUUCAACAUGACACCAGAGUACAUUAUGACUGUGCAUGGGGCUAUCGCCUGCGAGGGGUGACUGAGAGAAGAUGCGAGGAAGGCAGCUAUAACCAUAAUAUCCCCAGAUGCGAGCUAGUCCCAUGCCCAGCGGAAGAUGUAUCCCAUGGGAGAUUAACUUACACAACCCCUGAUGGAGUUCAUCAUGAAAACCCACUUCAUGGAGACACCCGGCUCCUUCGAUGCGGUUCAGGUUACAGAUCAAGAAGCUUCAGUAUGAGUCGAUGUGAUAAUGGAGUAUGGGUCGAAGGCAGUCAUGAUAUCCGCUGUGAUCCAAAGCCGUGCGACCCUAUCCCAGACACAAUGGGUCGUGUUGACUACACCGGAACAGCUCAGGCAAAUGGGAAAUACAGCUAUGGAACAGAGGUAACUGUCAACUGUGAUUCGGGAUACCUUCCUGCAUAUGGUAAUGGAACUGCAGUCUGCAAUGCGUCACAGUGGCUGACAGUUAUUCCUACGUGCACACAAUCACGUAACAUCAUCCUAGACUCACAUACAUAUGUCUCUCAAACACCACCUAAGAGAAUGAUAGCCAAUGCAUGGUUGGCCAGGGACGGUAAUACCAACAGUGCUCCGCAGUAUUGCUCAAGAACACAGGUGACUAAUAAUCCAUGGUGGAAGGCUGUCAUGAAGGAUAUCUAUAAUUUCACCGGUGUGAAAAUUUACAAUCGUCUUGACAGGGAAGAACACAGAUAUGAUCUGGUGGGUGCAGAAAUAAGAGUUGGAUUGAAUGACUAUUACACCACAAACAUGUUGUGCGGAGAGCCAGUCACCCGACGCCAAAUUGAGAGUAGUACCGAGGCAAGCCAUGGGAUCCCCAUAAGAUGUGUUGGAGAAGGUGUCACCGGUGUCAUCGGUAAUGUCAUCAGUGUGCACAUUCCAACAAUAAAUAACCAGAAGCGAGAACUCAGUCUGUGCGAAGUUGAGGCCUAUCAACAAGGACUAUCUAUAUCAGUGAAUGGUGCCGAGAAUGGAAUGCGGGUGGGAUGUGUUGUCCCUCGUGUGGAGAAUGCUGUGGUCUUAAGCACUAAUGUUGCCACACAGCAGGUUCUAUUGGAAGGUGAGGAGGUCAGAAUUUCAUGUCACGCCCGUCACGUCCUCAGAGGCUCGGACACUAGACAUGUUGAUCUUACCUGUCUCGGUGAUUCAUCCUGGGACCAAGAUAAACCCGUAUGUGAGCCAGAAACGUGCACUGUUGAUCGCCUAUUUAAUGGUGGUUUUCUAAAUGGUAAAAUCUUAUACAACCACGGUGAAAACAUCACUUUCACUUGUAAUCCUGGCUAUGAGAAAGAACAUGAUAGGUAUUGGUGUGAUAGGAGAAUUACAGUCCCAGGCAAUCCAAGGUGUAUUCAAGCAUCUUGCCAUGCUCCAGACCUUCCGGAUCAUAUGGUAUCUUCACAAUCACAACCUCACUUUCCUCAUGGUACGUUGCUCGAUGUCUCAUGUGAAUACGGGUUUCAGCUUAGUAGGAACCAAGAACAGCUAAGAUGCUAUAGAGGUGGCUGGAGCACACCCUUAACGGCAACAUGUCAGAGAGUGUCAUGUGGACAUCCAGUGAGGGCCUCUUAUAGCAUCAUUGAAAUACUACCAGGGGUACAAGGAUAUGUGCAGGGUACCAGGGUCAGGUAUAGCUGCAGUGAAGGCUGGGAAAUCGAAGGGAUUACAGAGAGAGAGUGCGUCAAUGGACAAUGGACAGGUUCUACGCCAACAUGCAGAGUAGCAGCCCCUCCUCGAUGCAUGCUCCCAGACAGAUCGAGCGGACAGCGUUACUCAAUAAGAGGUUUUAUAGGGAAUAUCUUUGAUGAGGGUUUGCCCAUUGGUGAGCGUGUAUCCAUUUCUGUUAGUUGUAAUCAAGGCUAUACAGCUCAGCCGUCAGUGCAGACAGCAUGUUUAGAGGGAGGAGUAUGGUCAGUCGCUGUACCGAUAUGUGUAAGGAUUGAAAGGUUGUGUCCUAGCCCUGGAUACAUUUCUCACGUUGUCCAGUAUGUGAACGGACUAGAGACGAACAGACUUGAUACUUACCCUAAUGAUGAGCUUCCUGAAGGGACGUUUCUAGUGUCUCGUUGCUCACUCCCUGGACAGUACGUGUUGCGUGGUAGUGCAAAUAGAACCUGUUCUGAUAGCAGCUGGACAGGAGAGGAACCUAGAUGUGAUGAUGCAGACACUACGAUCAGCUUUCAAAACGACCAGCCCCUUGACGUCAGGAGUAAUGGAACAAUAGUCAUUCAUCCACGCAGUCGACUCUACAUUUCUUGUCGCGUGCCUUCCCAUAACGUAGCAAGAUUUGAAUCAGAAAAUGGACCGUUUGCUGUUUAUCGGGGACAAGGGCUAUCAACAAUGGUAAUGAGUCUAAACCCACCACGUACGUCACAAUCUGGGCGUUUCACUUGCCGGUCUAAUGACUAUACUCCUCCUCACACUGUCUAUGUUCAGUUUGCUGAGAUAUAUUGUGACCGUCCUACGGCACCAACCAACGGUGAAUUCCAAGACUAUGACUACGGUUGGGAAUAUGGACGAUUUUACAUGGGCAAGGAGAUCUCAUUUGCUUGUAACGAUGGCUACAUUCUUGAUGGCGAAAGGACAAUGACCUGUGUGCUUGGGGAGUGGUCACAUCCUACUCCAAGAUGCCAAAGGCACAGAGCAACAUGUGAAGAGCUACAUCCCCCAACCCAUGGAACCAAGGUAGGAGGGAACAGAAUAGGUGACUCUGUGCUCAUAGGAUGCAACCAGGGAUAUCAGUUACAAGGAGAGCCUUUCUUGGAUUGUCAGGAAAGUGGAAACUGGUCCCAUCCUCUACCUUCUUGCGUUGAAAUCGUUGAGUCAGAGGGGCCCUGUGAUUCGGUCAGUUGCAAGGUGUGGCAGAAAUGUGAGACCGACUCAUCUGGUGUUGGUGUGUGUAGGUGUAUUAGUCACCAUUCCUGCCCUGUUACUGAUGAGCCAGUGGUUUGUGGGACAGACGGACGGAACUACACCAACUUGUGCCGGCUCAUGGCUCUCGCAUGUAUUCGGAACACUGGCGUAGAGGUAGCUUCCAGUAAUUGGUUCUGCAUCAAUGGUGUGCCUGAGCGUGCGUUGCUAACACCAACGCCAUUCAUUGAAAUCGAAGAGCCAAGCCAGUUAUCCUCCUUUGAGAGCACUUAUGAGGAAUCGCCUCCAUCUAUCCCAGAACCGGCCGUCCGUGAACCAAUUACCCUCCCGCCAAAUGAAGGACCUGUACUAGAGCCAGACACACCUUCAUUCUGUCAUGCCGGUGUAUGCCCUAGUAGCUCAGCAGCAGAAUUGAGCCAGGGCGCAACAGCAAUCGUCAUUGCUUACGCCGACAAUUGGGAUGCAGACCUUGGCAUCUUAAGGAUUCAAAUCUAUGAAGUGAUGGCGGGAGGGCUGCCAUCGUGGACAGAAGACUCUUACCAAGACGUUCUAAUUGAUGUGGGUGCUGCCUCAGAAAGGGGAUGUCUUUGCCCAUCCUUUCAAGCAGUAGACCCUGUCAUCAUACGCUUCAGUCAAAACUUGAGGCAGGAUGGAAAAGGCCAGCUCCUACACACCGACAUUGUACUCCCAUACUCUAGAGAUUUGUACCAUGAAAUAAGACUGUUAUUAGAAGAUUACAAGCCAUGCGGAGAGGCGGGGAAUGUACUCGUCGCUGGUGACAACCACCAAGCCAAUGAGAAGGCGUGGCCAUGGCUGUCAGUCAUCCAUCGGAACUCAUCUACCGGCUGGAAGAUGGCGUGUAGCGGUACGUUGCUAUGCCAACAGUGGGUACUGACCACGUCCUCCUGCUUUGCAAAUAUCGAUGAUGCUGAAGUCAUUGGCGAGAUGCUGGUGACGAUAGAUCUAGAGGACUCACAAUUCAUACCAGAAGAAAUAAAGGUCACGGUCACCAUGGGAGAGUACAACCGCUCGCUAGGAGAGGGAUGCGAACAGACGAUCCAAGUCGAUCGGAUCGUCCUGCACGAUCAGUUCGACUAUGAGAAUAUCCACGACUAUGACAUCGCUCUCUUGCAUCUCAGUGAGCCGGUUGAGCUCAACAGUUGUGCCAGGACUAUUUGUCUACCUUCCGAAACGGAUUCUCCUCAUGAACCCAAAGUAGUGGGAUGGGGCACAGCCUCGGGGCUUCCCCAGAAUGCCCACGAUGUUCCUCUCCAAUUCCCGAUGCCGCUGGCUGAUCAAGCCGAAUGUCGUGUGGACCACGCAAGAGAUGGAUUUGACGUGACAGAUAGGAUGCUUUGUGCGGGAGAAGGCCUCGGAACGGACAUUCGUUGUCAUGGCGACAGUGGAUCACCGCUAAUGUACCAGAGGAGUGGAGAUGACAAGUGGGCGCUGCUAGGCAUCAGCACGAAGGGGGAGUUGUGCUCUCGACGCAGUCGACACGGUAUCUUCACAAGGAUCGAACCGGGGUUUAAGGGAUGGAUCAACGGCGUGACUGAUGACUGCUUCAAUAAUCACAUCCCAACGGCGACCAUACUCAAUGCUUGAUAUCCAUCCCAUUAUCUCUCUUAUUCGUAUGGGUAAAGGCAGCGUUAAAUUAUCAUUCAGACCUUAUGGUGAGACUUUUCGAUUUUGGAGAACGACUGCUCUUUGCUUAUGAUGUACCUGCGGUUUACAGAUCAGCUAUAUUGUAGAGUUAAAGUAUAUACAUUCACAAGGAAGCAUGCAUAGCGACCGAGAGAGAGAUUUUUAAUGUUGAAAAGUAACACAUUCUUCUUUCUAAAGAGCACCUCAGCGUAUAGAUAGGCUUAGUUUGCUGUAGAUGUACGUCAUUAUUUACUACAAAAUAAUGUAUAUUUCUCUUUUUGUGUGUGUAAGUGUUCACCUGAGGGGGUGGGGCAAUCUUCCUGAAAUUGAAGAAAUCGGGGAGAUUUGUCCACCAGCCGUUGUAGUAAUGAUCCCCUAUACUUGCUAGGAUAUAUUUCAUUCCUCUUCUUUCAUUUUUAAAGAAAUGUCAUGAUAUUGUAUGAAGGCUAAAGCAAUUGAAACGUUUGUGUAUGAGAGGAAUCCUAAUUUUUAUGUAAUUUUGUUUUAUCGAAGAAACAAAUAUCUCUUGCAUUAAAAAGAUAGAUCAAAUGUACCUGGGAUGGGAAUUAGUAACGCAAUUUAGCUAUUAGAUGUAUUAAUCAUUUUUCUUGGCUACCUUUACGGAGGGCAUAGAAUGUGUACAUUUUUUCCCUCCCCCCCCCCCCCAAAAAAAAAAAUAUAUAAAUAGAUCCCCAAAGUACAAAACCUGAUAGGCCUGAAAAACUGUACUGAAAUUAUUCAACGGUGUUUGAUUGAACCAUCAGUGGAUUGAUUACUAAAAAGUGGCAGUGGAGAAUACAAAUAACUUGAAAGAAUGCCUUUUCCUUUUUUCCUCUCCUCUUUAUUUUCAUCCAUUUUCUUCUUUUUUUUUCGGGGCAGAAACCUUUUUCUUCCGUCUUUUCAAAUAUAAAUGUAUAAUGUAUUAUAAUGUGUGAUAUCAAAAUAACUGAAUAGUUAAUGGUUCAUUGGUAAUUUAAGUUUGGUCGAGGUUUACUAGUCCGUCGCCUUGUUUCAUAAAACUUGUUAUCAAUUUUCGGGGCAGAAACCUUUUUCUUCCGUCUUUUCAAAUAUAAAUGUAUAAUGUAUUAUAAUGUGUGAUAUCAAAAUAACUGAAUAGUUAAUGGUUCAUUGGUAAUUUAAGUUUGGUCGAGGUUUACUAGUCCGUCGCCCUGUUUCAUAAAACUUGUUAUCAAUAACAAAUGCUAAAUUCCUAUGACAAAUUUGCUCUCAGCCAAUCAAAUGCCACGAUUUCAGUAGCUUAUAAAUUAUCGUAACGUGUUAUUGAUGACAAAUUUUAUGAAACAGGGUCCAGAUAAACCGUUUAUGUAGCAUAAUCAAAUAUAUACUUAUCAUGCUGAGAUACGUGUACUGUUUCAUGGCUGCAACAUGUGUAUACGGGUCCAAUAUGACCAUCCACUAUGUGUUGUAUUACGUAAAUAAAGUAUGUAAAACUAUACCUAA